AUGAAGCAUCAAAACAAGAUACGAAGGCAGUCCACUGCCUGCAAAGAAUGUCAGCGUCGGCGGACAAAGUGCACUGGUGGAAAUCCGUGCUCGGAAUGCAGAAAACGCGACUGUGUCUGCGAUGUCGAUGAGAGCUCUGACAAACGACGCAAACUCUACUUAAGUAUGAUGGAAGAAGAACUUAGGUACCAUCAACAAUUCAUGGACGGGUUUCUUAAGGUAAUACGGACUUCUAAUAAUACUGAUGUCCACCACAUUAUCGAUGUUGUGCGGUCGGGAUCAUCGACCAGUGAGAUACAGACUGCGGUGAAUCGCGUUCUUACGGAUAAUUGUUCUUCCUACAAUGACGUCCCCGAAGGAGGUCCUGAAGCGGCCGGCCCAAGGAAGGCCUAA
Molecule: messenger RNA, 393 nt
Organism: Penicillium hordei
Lineage: Eukaryota; Fungi; Ascomycota; Eurotiomycetes; Eurotiales; Aspergillaceae
Product: Zn(II)2Cys6 transcription factor domain-containing protein
Exons: 2
Coding region: 1-393 (130 amino acids)
Biological process (GO): regulation of DNA-templated transcription
Molecular function (GO): zinc ion binding; DNA-binding transcription factor activity, RNA polymerase II-specific
Source: RefSeq, a predicted model, not a curated record